AGAAUAAAGAGCCCGAUUCCCAGCCACACCAAGUACUUCUCUUCGUCUUCUCACCCCGAACGGAAGCAGGAGGCGGCGGCUGCAGGUGGAGCGGCGGCUGGGCGCUCGCCGACGAUGUACCCGGGAGAGGGAUCAUCCGCCAGCGUCGGGAAGGAGAGCAACACACAGUUCAACAUGGAGUGGCCAUUUGACUGUUUUCUAGAUGAACCAGGGCCAGUUCAUCAAGAAUGGCCAAUGAAUAGUCAAUUCGAUCUGAACUUAGAUUUGUGUUUUGACAGUCAGUUGAUCCGAAUCUGGACUGCAAUUUCCAGGGGUCAGAGAAGGAACCUAUUGAUCUGAAUCAGGAAGAACAUGGAGAGGCCUCAGACAAUGGAUGUGACUUUUAUAAAAGUGAUGAUUCUGGCUGUGGAAAUGUGAAUGUUGAUGGCCACAUUGAACUAGAACCAGACUUGUUUCCUGUUAGUGAUGCGGAUGUAGAUGAAGUGGAAGAUGUGGAGGAAUUAAACAAGGCAGAGAUGGCCAGUGCAGCAAGAAGGGCAGAAUCCAAGGCCAAAGCAACUAAGGCAAGAAUGUUGAAGCAAAGGAUUGCUGGAACAAAGGAAGAUGCUUUUGUGAUUAGUGAUAGCUGCAGUUCAGAUAUGAAGGACAUCAAUGAUUCAAGUGAUGACGAUGGAGUUCAGUUCAUUUCCCAAAGAUGUGUGUUGAAGAACAAGAGCAAAGCAAAGGCACUAAAGGACAGGGUGUAUUAUGAUGAGAAGGAAAAAGAUGCACAUGAGCAGUUAGAGGUGGAUAUGUGCUUUCUUAAUGUGAGAGAAGUCAGGAAGGCCAUUGAAGAUUAUCACAUUGCAUACACAAGGAACUUCACUUAUCUGAAAAAUAAUCAAGAGAGGGUGGUUGCUUGUUGCAGCUCAAGUGGGACAUGUUCUUUCAUGUUUGUCUCAUCUAUAAUAAAAGGAGAAAGCACACACUGUAUUAGGCAGCUCAAUCUGCCUCACACUUGUGGCACUAAUACUGACACCUCAAGGAUCAAUAGCGCAUGGAUUGCCAAGAGGUAUGAAGAUCUGAUUAGGAGUGAUCCAUUGAUAGAAAUCAGUGUCAUUCAAGAUACCAUCAUGAGAGAGCAUGGAGUGGAAAUAUCUAAGCAUAUGGCAUAUAGGGGCAAGAAUAAAGCUCUUGAAGCUGUCCAAGGAGAUGCAGAUUUGCAAUAUGCUCGUUUGAAAGAUUAUAUGCUGACUGUAAUGGAGAAUGUAGGAUCUAGAUGCAGUGUAGCAACAAUAAGACCUACUGGUGAUCCCCAAUAGAAUCCAAGGUCUCAUGGGCUCUUUUUUGGUUUACAUGCCCAACUGGAAGGGUUCAAGAAAGGAUGCAGGCCUUUUAUUGGUAAGCACAUCAAUUCUCAUUCAAAUACAAAGAACAAUACAAUCUCCGAUUAAUGGCAAACAAAGUGAAGAACAGAACAUGCGGUCACCUCAUGUGGCCACAUAUAUGCAGACCGACAGCUCACAGUAGCACUGCUUCUGCAGCUCAGUCUCCUCCCGAUUGUAAUCCAGAUCCCUAAUGCAAUUUGGCCAUCCAUCCUAUCCCUCGAAAGAUUGAACACCAAAUCUCAGAGGCCAGGCCUUCGAAAUUUCACGACUGAACAAAAAUCCCCAAAUCCGAUGGAUUCCGCAAACCCUAGCGUACCUCAACUGACCGUCCGCCUCCUUCGGAGUCGCUCGAUUCUUACCGGCAGUGGUUGAGGAAGUUGUAUCCUCCAGCCUCGACGGCAUCCUCCGCCUCGCCUUCGUCUGAAUCGUCGGAGGUUGCAGGGUGCUCGGGAGAAUAGAGACAGGCGAGGAGAAAUAAGCCGAUCCAAACUUUUAAAAAAAAAUAAGCCGAUCCACGCUGGCAACGACGUGGCGCCACGUUCGCACUGAUGAGUGGGCCCCACCGGUCAGAAUGGUCAUUAGCGCUCUGAAAUUUGGGUUAGGACUUAUUUUCAACGGAUUAACCCAAUAGUAGGUGUUUUGCGCAAAAAAGCUGAAUAGUGGGUGUUCUUCGCAACAACUGGAUGAA
Molecule: messenger RNA, 2055 nt
Organism: Brachypodium distachyon (stiff brome)
Lineage: Eukaryota; Viridiplantae; Streptophyta; Magnoliopsida; Poales; Poaceae
Exons: 2
Coding region: 516-1301 (261 amino acids)
Source: RefSeq, a predicted model, not a curated record